AUGAGUACUAGAGGUACUCGCGGAAGGGGACGCGAGGCCGUGGUUAAGGCUAAGGAAGUGCUAGGGCUGGGUCUUCGGGAAGCACCAGCUUCACUUGUGACUGAGACUGGAUCAUUCGAUCGAGCGACUGGGGAUGAUGCACUACCCCAAGCUAUGCUCCGUAUCCUGAAAAGGGUCGUAGAGACCAGUACUGGUGCUCUGGGCCGUGGGUCAAUUUCAGAACGACUCUGGUUGAAUGGGGCACAAAUUUUUAGGGGUGUUUCUGAACUAGACCUUAAUAUGGCUGAAUACUGGUUGGAAGCCACGGAGAGAAUAAUAGAUGACCUCGACCCAACUACUGAGCAAAAACUAAAAGGUGUAGUGUCUUUACUACGAGAUGAAGCCUAUCAGUGGUGGCUUACCAUGACAGAAGGUACUCAGGCCGACCGGUUAACAUGGGAUUUCUUUAAGGCAAUAUUCCAAGGAAAGUAUGUGGGCACAAGUUAUGUGGACGCCCGAAGAAAGGAAUUUUUAAGUUUGGUUCAGGGGAAUAAAACUGUGGCGGAAUAUGAGGCAGAGUUUUUGUGA
Messenger RNA from Gossypium raimondii (Peruvian cotton), 567 nucleotides. RefSeq lists its product as uncharacterized. The transcript has a single exon. The coding region runs from base 1 to 567 and encodes 188 amino acids. NCBI's taxonomy places the organism in Eukaryota, Viridiplantae, Streptophyta, Magnoliopsida, Malvales, Malvaceae. The record is from RefSeq and is a predicted model, not a curated record.